This is a messenger RNA of Guillardia theta CCMP2712, 1152 nucleotides long. RefSeq lists its product as hypothetical. NCBI's taxonomy places the organism in Eukaryota, Cryptophyceae, Pyrenomonadales, Geminigeraceae. The transcript is spliced from 13 exons. The coding region runs from base 1 to 1152 and encodes 383 amino acids. The record is from RefSeq and is a predicted model, not a curated record.
AUGAUCAGCAGAGCAGCGAAAGAAUGGAUGCUGCAUGUGUAUCCAAGUGAUCUCACGCGGUUUCAGCGACCAGCGCGAGUUCUACUGUCCGUUGCGUUUGCUCAACUUGUCCACGGAGAUCCGGCUAUCAGAGAAAGGGCAAACAAGGUUUUAGAAAAGUGUACAAGGAAAUUUAAGAAGCAUGUUUCAAAAAGUUGGAGAUCUGAAACGAAUUCCUUCCAAGUAUACAAGACUGUCACCAGCAACUCCCAGGAGCAAUUCGCCGGGAUCAUGUUCGAAUUGGAUCAGUUUCGUGACAAGGAGGGAGAAAAGUGCAAGGCGUACGUGGCACGAGUACUUUUAGGGAUGCUUUCGUUCUGUGGAGAAAGGGUCAGUAGAAGGACUGGGGAGAAGAUCUUUGACCUUGUCCUCAUGGAACUUCACACGGAUACUGAUCUACAUGAUGCCUUCAGUCUCGACUCCACUUGCACUGCUGCACAUCCUGCUGUAGCCGCCUCUACAGGCCGUCAAGACAUACUGCAUUUGGCCAUGCAGAAGCUGCUCUGCUGCCUGGACUCUCGUUUUGCACUUCACAUGGUCCACCAGGGGAAGUACAUAGAGAACGUGUGGGGAAAGUCCAUCUCUCAAUCCGCUAAGGAUUUGAUUUAUGCUUGCAUCUGUUCUGGAGCCUUCAUCAUCGAACAGCAGAGUCGAGCUCACCCCCAGCAGCGCAAACUUUCCCUCCAUGAGAUCGAGCGGACAAUGCAAUUCGCACGCGUAUGCGAGGUGAUGUUCUCGCCAACAAAGAGAUACAAGGAAGCUGUCCUGUUGCUUUGUUGGCGAGUCUUCGAGUUCAUAGUCAACUCCGCCAAGGCUGUUGGGCCUUUUGGAGAGUUUUCCUUUGACACCCUUCCGACGAAAGUCUUGCUGCAGCGGGUCUUAGUUGCGUUGUACUCAGCCCUUGGCGACAACACUUUGCUAACUAACCGCGAGGACAUCUUGAUGAAGAUACAAACCUUCAACGAUGAGAUGCAAGACAUCGGCGGAGUGGGAGUGCUAGAAAACCUCUAUGAUGAGGCUAUAUCUUCCAUCUGGAGCAGAGUACGGCUGCACCUGGAUCAGAAGUCAUCGGAGCUCAAUGCGGGGCACAAGAAGGGAACCAAGGUCGACUGA